Molecule: messenger RNA, 1241 nt
Organism: Coccinella septempunctata (seven-spotted ladybird)
Lineage: Eukaryota; Metazoa; Arthropoda; Insecta; Coleoptera; Coccinellidae
Product: probable basic-leucine zipper transcription factor Q
Exons: 2
Coding region: 114-1136 (340 amino acids)
Source: RefSeq, a predicted model, not a curated record
GCCGCUUGGUAGGGCGGUCAGUAUCUCCCAAAGAAAGUACAAAUAAAUGAGUGUCCGAUCUGCGAUGUUCAUUUUGUGAUCCUCAACCAACUAGAUCAUAUCAUAUUUCAGAGAUGAAUAUCCUUCCACUUUCCUUGGCAUUCUUCUUAUGCCUCGUAUGUUUCGCCGAUGCUGAAGCCCCAACCACAAAAAGUCCAACACCGAAGAAAACAAGAACAGCAGACAAGGAAACUUCCUACGUUCCCAAAGAACCAGUGAAUUCACCCACCAAUUUCGGUUUCGUACCAGUGAAAACCUCAGAAAACUACAUCCAGAAAGAGCCAUUAGGAAGGUACAUCUACCCUGAUCUCCUGAGACAAACUCAAGCAUACACGUCCAAAUAUUCAAACUAUGAGAAAUCUCAGCCCACUUAUCAGCAGCAACUGACGCAAUACACCCAGCAGCAACAACAACAAGCAUCGCCUUCAUACCACUUUGCUCAAACACAGGCAACCCAAUAUGUUUACCCUGAACAGUAUGUUCAGCAACCUCAAGACUUUUCCCAGACAUUCGACUACCAAUUCAGCUCACCACAAUUCUCUCAAUACUAUCAAGAACCAGCCACUAAGAAUGUGAAUUACGUUUCUGCCAAUUACAUCCCACAGUACCUUCAUCUUCAACAGUCCAGUAAUUCUAUUGAGAACGUCAUCAGUCCUAAAGAUCAGGGUGUGAGGUACAUCAUGUUCAUUCCAUCGUACGUCCCUCAGCAAUCUGCUGUUCAGAACUACUACGUGUCUCAGCAGACAGCACCUCAAGAAUACACAACAAUCAAUCAGCAGUCUCAGCAUACAGCACCUCAAGAAUACACAACAAUCCAUCAGCAGCCUCAGCAGACUGCAUCUCAAGCAUACACAACGAUCAAUCAGCAGCCUCAGCAAGUGCAGUAUGUGUAUAACACUGAACCUUCGGUAAAUUCUCAGAAGGAAUCCAGCUAUGAAAAGGAACCAUCCAGCUUGUUGGAUUCAUACGUACCUUCAGUUGUGCAACUUCAGUAUUAUAAGAAAUUACAAGCACAAAGCCAGGCUAAUCAGAUUGCUAACAAUGAGAAACAAACUUCUCACAGUUCAAAGAAAAGCAAUGGCAAAUAUGAGAGAUAAAUUGUUUUUCUUGAGACAGUUGGAAAUUCUAUUUUUGUGAUAAUAUGCAGAGAGGAGUUGCUUUUUGAACUUUCCUUUUAUCUUUGCAAUUGUUUUUAAUUAUUA